Molecule: messenger RNA, 297 nt
Organism: Pocillopora meandrina
Lineage: Eukaryota; Metazoa; Cnidaria; Anthozoa; Scleractinia; Pocilloporidae
Source: the annotation of a GenBank genome assembly
AUGAUAGAAGGUAAUGACAUACCUAUCGGAUCAGAUCAAUACUGGCAAAUCGUGACAGGAGAAGUGAGAAGAGGAGAAAGUGGUCCAAAAGUUUUACAUACAAGGUAGGUUUGGAUUUAUGUGGACCCAAUAAAGAGCUCAACGUGUGACUGUGACUCAUCUGUUAACUUGGUUUCCAGAACCCAUGUCCUAAGAUGUGCUGCCGAACCGUCCCAACCUCUGAAGUUUGACCUUACUGGAGAGUUCAAACGCUUCUGGGACCUGGAGUCAUUGGGAAUAUCGAGUCCUGAACAAUAA